Molecule: messenger RNA, 1954 nt
Organism: Theobroma umbraticum
Lineage: Eukaryota; Viridiplantae; Streptophyta; Magnoliopsida; Malvales; Malvaceae
Product: putative E3 ubiquitin-protein ligase XBAT35
Molecular function (GO): protein binding
Source: RefSeq, a predicted model, not a curated record
AAUAAAUACAAAAGUGAUAAUAAUUAAAUAGACUAAAAAAUAUUUUAAUUUUAUCCCUCUGACUUCCAAAAUUCUCCUCUGCUAAGAAACCUUUAUUAAAAGCUACUUUUCAAUCCCUCGAUCCUAACCUUGGAUUUUUUUCCUUUUCAUUUUCCGGGAAAUAGUUUUUCCUGGAAAAAAUAGAAAAAGCAGAGCCCAAUUUUCCAUCGAACCAAACGGAAGCUUUUUCUGAAUGGGGCAACAACAAUCGAAAGGCGAGUUGUUGUACAAUCAAGUGAAUUACGGCAACACUGAAGGGAUCAAAGCUCUUUGCCGUGAAGGCGCAGGCCUUGAGUGGAUUGAUAGAGAAGGGAAAACGCCGUUGAUUUUAGCGUGUUUGAAUCCGGAGCUUUUUAAUGUGGCCAAAACUUUGAUCGAACUCGGUGCCAACGUUAACGCUUAUCGUCCAGGUCGGCAUGCUGGGACUCCCUUGCACCAUGCAGCAAAGAGGGGCCUCCAAAAUACUGUCAAAUUACUUCUUUCACAUGGAGCUAACCCGUUGGCGCUGAAUGAUGAUUGUCAAACACCUCUAGAUGUUGCUAGGGUGAAAGGACAUGUCAAUGUUGUGCGGACAAUUGAGGACCACAUAUGCUUAUUCUCUGGUUGGAUGCGGGAGUUUUACGGGCCAGGAUUUAUUGAAAUGUUUGCUCCUCAAUUGGUUUCAAGAAAAGUUUGGGUGGUUGUUUUACCAACUGGUUCCCGUAACCAUACAAAGCCUUUCAAGUUGGAGCUGGCCAUAUAUUCCAGUUUGCAGGAUGCCCAACCACGAACAAUUAUUCCAUUGUGGAGAGCUAAUUUGGAGGAGCCAAAGCUUAACCAGCCUGAUCCUUCGGUGGCAAUCCUUGAUAACAGCACCCUCUCAAGACGCGGGAGGCGGAGGCGAAGUAUUUACACCUCCCGAGAGGCGAGGUGUAAGCCUGGAAUAAUAGCUAGACUUAAGCAUGAAACACGCAUUAAACUUGCGCCCGAAUAUGAAAAUGACAGACAGAAGCUUCAGUGGUUUUGUGAUGCAUGCAAAGGAAUCCCACAGGCAACAGGUCCUGCAUUUCUGCAUAAUUCUCAGCCUCCAGCUGCUCAGGCAACUGCACCACAAGAUGCAGAGGAUUUAGAAUUAGCAAUGGCAAUCAGUGCCUCUAUCCAGUCAGCUAUUGCAGAGACACCCAAUUUCGAUUUGCAUUCUGGCAAUGAGGCUGGUUCAUCCACCAGUUGGAGUAGCUCUGUAAGUACUAGCAAUCACAGUGGUUCAAUAGCAGUGAUGGCAUCUGCUCCUACAAAGGCAAGCAUCAGUGAAUGGUCAAUGACUGAACCUGGCUCUGGUAGCAAUUCAACUGAGGGCACGGGGAUCCAUAAUAAUAACAUUUCUGCUGUCCAUACGACAGUGCAAACCUCAGAUUCAGUCCCAUCAGCCCCACCAGCUGUUAAUGAGAUCAUAGAAGAUGGUCCAAUUCAAUAUCCAUCGAUUGAUUCCAGUCCGAUUGAUAUGUCUUCCACAAAUAUUGAAAGCGUAUCUGCAAGUGCAGAUCAAACAAAAGAAGACGAAGCUCCUUCUUCAUGUGUGAUAUGUUUGGAUGCUCCAUCUGAGGCAGCUUGCGUCCCUUGUGGCCAUGUAGCUGGAUGCAUGUCUUGUUUGAAUGAGAUUAAAGCCAAGAAAUGGGGUUGCCCUGUAUGUCGUACCAAGAUUGAGCAGGUUAUAAGGCUCUAUCGUGUUUGAAUUUCACAUCUGAAUUACUUGUGUAAAGCUCUAAAGGUUUUCUGUGAUUUCUGCGCCUCAAAUAAGUUUGUUUCCUUGUGGAGUUUACUAGUUUGUAAGCCUGCGCAUCGCGCUAUUUAUUUUUGUAAAAUUAUAUAAUCCAAAAUUACUUUAAACAAAAUUCAUUUCAUGUAUAUUUGCAGCAAAAGGAAAAUUAUGAAUAGA